Messenger RNA from Suillus subalutaceus, 1281 nucleotides. RefSeq lists its product as uncharacterized. Gene Ontology annotation, molecular function: zinc ion binding; nucleic acid binding. The coding region runs from base 292 to 1179 and encodes 295 amino acids. NCBI's taxonomy places the organism in Eukaryota, Fungi, Basidiomycota, Agaricomycetes, Boletales, Suillaceae. The record is from RefSeq and is a predicted model, not a curated record. The transcript has a single exon.
AACGUCGUCUAUUUUGAUAGUCGUUGUGGUUGUCGCUCGACGUCUCGCCUCGGCUCUUCUCUCUUCUGAUAGAAGCACGAAACUGCUCUUACCGACCCGAGACCUCUUUCUAACGUCAAUCACACAUUUUCCGUCACGUUUAAACCAAACACUCGAACGCCUUCUCCAAUCUCGGAGACCUCUGAUCCUUCUACACAUUCAACCAACUCCUUCCCUGAAAUACCUCAACCCCGACUUUCAAUCUCUAUUCAACCUCCUUUUCAAGCCCCUAAACCGUCGUCACAUUCUACCAUGUCUACUUCCGGCUCAAAAUCUGAUAAGACGCUCUUGUCUCGCCCUGAUGACUUCAGUGGUGUCAAGGGGACCGUUUCCUUCAAAACCUGGUGGCGACAGGUCCGCGUAAUGUUCGAAGCGGAACCUAAGAUUUUCACAGAUGAUAAAAAGAAGGUUUUAUUCGCUACGUCUUGCAUGAAGGGAGGUAGUGCUGGUCUUUGGGCUGACAACUAUACCGAAGAACAGUUUUCCUUACCUUCCGCUCAACGUUGGAGUUUUGUCGACUUCGAGGCCGCUCUAAAGGCUUCGUUCGACGAUGCAAAUGCCAAGCGCGAGGCUCAACGUCAACUUGAGCUCUUAAAGCAGGGCAGCUUAACUGCGGAAGAGUUCUUUGUUCAAUUCGAUCAGCUUGCUCGAACCGCAGGAUGGUCCGCAGGGAGUGAUGAUCAUUUGAAUCUCCUUCUUGAACGAGCUCUCAAUUCUCGCCUUGUGGAUCGUAUCUGGGAAAGUUCUGACACUAUCAAGGCCGGAACCUUCGCAGCCUGGAAGGCAAAGGCGAUCGAGCAAGAUCAACUCUAUCGUCAACGUGAGGCUCGUCGUCAGCGUCCUCACCUGCCUGUCCCUCCUCCACCCCGAGCAAACUCUACCCAGACUCCGCGUUCCACUUCCUCUCCCCAACAAUCUUCUUCUGCGACCCCGACUAUGGGAACUUUUAGUGGUCAAGGUCUUCCUAUGGACGUCGAUGCUUGUCGUCGUCAAGGAUUAUGUUUCAAGUGUGGCAGACACGGUCACUUAGCUAAAGACUGUCUUCAAGGAAAACCAGCGGCGAUACGAGCGGUCCUUGAAGAACUGCCUGAAGAAGAUAAGGAGGAUAUGAAGAAGUGGUUGGGUGAAAAGGGUUUUUAAGAAAGUCGGGAGGUGGCGCGCCCUCUCUGACCAAUUUGAGUUCUUCAUUUUCUCUACCUUGUAACUUCCAGUAUGCAAACACGAAACCUUAUGUUGAAGAGA